AUGAUGCCUCACUUUGCGCCCGCUGAGGCCUGCGUUUUCAGCUCCCUUCACUGGGAGCAGGCCGCGAGUAACUCUGCCAAAGCAAAGCAAACACGGUUCAGUCUCUACAGCAAGAUUGAACAUCGCCUGGAAAUUUCCAUGGCCAUUAGCCACACCAGGUGUGAAAGGAUCUCGACAGACUCGGAGAAACCGAAGACGGUGCUGUUCCCUGACUUUGUGUCUUUUCCUCCCUCGACGCUCAAUGUCAAUGAUGACAACAUCACCGACUGGCUGUCAGAGACACUGCCAGACCUGAAGCAGCCCGAGGUGUUUUGGUUCGAUUCCGGGCCCAUUAUCGCCAACACUUCAGUCGGUGCGGUGGUAGCGAUUCCUUCGAACCAGCUAGACAGCUCAUUCGAUGUUUACGGAUGCAUGAUCGAUGUCCGAUGGAUCACAACUACUUUGUCGGGCGACGCUGUUGCACUUCUCGGCAAGGGGUACGCCCCCUUUUCUGACUCUAUCGCGACCUCCCUGGCUGGAUCUUGGAUCGGCAAUCCUAAUUACGGCCAGCGCGUUCGCAUCGAGCCGAGCUUUGCAGGGUACCUCAAUCCCCAGGACUCGAGAACCAAGCGAACUAUUAUCCACGAAAUGAUUCGCAGUAGUGGCGUCUGGACCUCCAAUGAUGGCAAGGGAUCCAGGUCUCCCGAGUACCUAGAGGCAAUCCUGGGAGGCUUGACUAUAAACGGCCUGGCACGGCCAACUCCACGAGCAACCCCUAUCACGAAAUUAGCCGACCCCGAAGGAGAGUGGUGGAAGAGCUUCAUGCCACAGGACGGCAAUGUGUUUGGCCCUGGUGGAAGUCCCUACGCAGUAUCCAGUGAUGAUGAGGCCCGUUUCUACAAAACUGAGAUGGAAACCUGGGUGACCGGAUUCGCCUUUGCCGACAACAGGCUUACGAUGCGAGGAGCCAUGACAGUCUUCUACGUUUACGCAAUAUUUGUGAUAGUAUAUUCUGUUUGGUCGAUUUGGUCUGGCAUCACUUCGUCGUCUUGGGAGUCAGUUCCAGAUCUUCUUGCUUUGGCUCUUGCCGACAAGAAGCCAUUGAAUGACUCUGGGGCAUUGGAAGAGGAUGGAUUCAAGAGUGUCGAUAUUAUGAAGGAAAAUUAUUGUAUCUCAGCAGAUGGGGGCACUUUGAGACUUCGACUAACUCAUGGCCCGGUGCCAUAUGAGAAUCGUGUCAAGCCAAACGAAGCUUAUGAUUGA
Fusarium falciforme is the source of this 1242-nucleotide messenger RNA. RefSeq lists its product as hypothetical. The record is from RefSeq and is a predicted model, not a curated record. Lineage: Eukaryota; Fungi; Ascomycota; Sordariomycetes; Hypocreales; Nectriaceae. The transcript has a single exon. Bases 1 to 1242 code for a protein of 413 amino acids.